Messenger RNA from Platichthys flesus (European flounder), 735 nucleotides. Its product is annotated as CTD nuclear envelope phosphatase 1A-like. The record is from RefSeq and is a predicted model, not a curated record. The coding region runs from base 4 to 735 and encodes 243 amino acids. Gene Ontology annotation, molecular function: protein serine/threonine phosphatase activity. Lineage: Eukaryota; Metazoa; Chordata; Actinopteri; Pleuronectiformes; Pleuronectidae. The transcript has a single exon.
ACCAUGCUGAAGACCCGGCAGUGUUUACUCGGCAUCCGCACUUUUCUCAGCGGCACGUGGAGAACAUGGGACUUCAUCAUGUACAUCCUCAGGAAGCACCUACGGACGAUAAUCCAGUAUCAGACGGUGCGAUACGACACUUUGCCUCUGUUGCCAAUCUCCAGACUCAAUGCAGUAAAGAGGGUGAUUCUGGUUCUGGACCUGGACGAAACGCUGAUCCACUCUCACCACGACGGGGUCCUCAGACCCACAGAGAGACCUGGCACGCCGCCAGACUUUAUAUUUAAAGUCGUCAUUGAUGAGCACCCAGUCAGAUUCUUUGUACAUAAAAGGCCACAUGUUGACUUCUUUUUAGAAGUGGUGAGCCAGUGGUAUGAGCUGGUGGUUUUCACAGCCAGUAUGGAGAUCUAUGGCUCAGCAGUGGCAGUCAAACUGAACAACAACAGGAGCUUCCUGAAACGCAGAUACUACAGACAGCAUUGUACAUUGGAUCUAGGUAGUUAUAUUAAAGACCUGUCUGUAGUACACAACGAUCUGUCCAGUAUUGUCAUCCUGGACAACUCGCCUGCUGCUUAUCGUAGCCAUCCAGACAAUGCAAUACCCGUCAAGUCCUGGUUCAGCGACCCUAGUGACAGAGCACUUCUUAACUUGCUGCCUAUGCUGGAUGCACUAAGGUUCACUGCUGAUGUGCGCUCCAUCCUUAGUCGAAACCUCCACCAGCACCGACUCUGGUAA